UACCACAGACUGAGAAUCCGAUGAUUAUGUUCGAAAAGAGCGUUUAUGAGAUCGGUGAUUAUUUAGAAGCAAACUGUUCGUCCUCAGCGGCGUUACCUGUUCCUCAUUUAACUUGGUUCAUAAAUGGAAAAGAGGUGGAUGUCACAUUGGUACAUCAUUAUCCUCAUACUCAUCAUGAUCAAUUACUAUCUGCAACUGCUAAAUUAAUGGUAAAACUAUCUGAGUUACAUGCUGGAAAUAAUGGAUAUUUGGAAAUUAGUUGCCAUUCUACUAUACCAGACUAUCCUAUGAAUCAUGAAGAGUAUGCUGAUAUUAGGAAGAAAACAGUGUCAAUUCAAAUUAUCCUAACACCAGUACCUUCAUCUUUUGCGGUCAGGAGCAUGCACGAAUUAGCAUUGGUGACAAUGUCGUGCAUAAUCUGUGCAAAGCGCACAUUAAUAUCUUAAUAUACGUCAAUUUAUAUAUAAUAAAACUGUAUAAAAAAAAGAAUAUGCGUAAGUAAAACUAUAAAAAGAGAAAAGAAAAGAAAAGAAAAAGAAAAAAAUGAAUAUACGAACGAACAAUCACGUUGUCUUCCUUGAUUAUACAGAAAUGCAGGGUGCAAUGAUCGUAUUAUGUUGCGAAGCUAUCAUUCAUAGACACGAUUUUCUCGUGCAGCUAUUUUUUACUAAUGCUUGAAAUUUUAUGAACUUCAUAAGUGAUUUAUCUCUAUAAACGUGUUUUUAGAUUAGAAAUAUAACUCCUUUGUGUAAUAAGGUUAAACAAAUAAUUGAUGUUUCUACAAUCAAUAUUAAGGAGAACAAUACAGUGAUUCAUACUAAUAACAAUCUCACAGAAAGCUAAACAUUUAAAAAAAUCCAAAAGAGUAAUUAAAAAAAUAAAUAAAUAAAAGAAGAAAUAGUAAAUGUACUUUGUUAAAAGUAGAAUGUAUAUAAUAUGUUUUUAUUGAUGGAAUAUUUUAUCAUUUACUUUCGAGGAUAUAUUUAUUCAGAAAAUAAUUCAAAAUAUAUAUACAAGAGAAACCAUUAAAUAUAUAAUAACUCUUACAAUAUGUUUUAUCCACUCAAAGUAUGGUGUGUAUAAAUGUUUUUUAUUUAAUAAAACUAUAUAUUAUAUUCGGAUGACAAGGAUAAGUAUUGAGAAAAAAUGUCCAUAUAUUUAGGAAUUAGCAUUGGUUGAUGUGUAUGAAAUGGUGUUAUAUAAAUUAUUGAAAAAUUCUA
Messenger RNA from Polistes canadensis, 1220 nucleotides. RefSeq lists its product as uncharacterized. The record is from RefSeq and is a predicted model, not a curated record. Lineage: Eukaryota; Metazoa; Arthropoda; Insecta; Hymenoptera; Vespidae.